UCUGACUAUCGCAACCCAACAGGAUCCUGCCAUUUCUUCCACUGACAACACCCCGGGAGAAGGAGGAGCGUGGAAUACGUAGUGGGCGUCAGAAUCCUCAAUUUCCAACUUAGCAUCUUGGUAGGACAUUUUCCCAAAGCAAAGCCCCACAAUCCGACGGCUGAAAAACUUCUGCCUGAUAGAGAGGGAGAGAGAGAGAGCGAGCAACCCCCCAAAAAGAAAGAAACCACGGAGCGAGUAAGCACUGGGCGCAAAACUUCUGCAAGCUGACAGCAACCCCCUCCAAAAAACAAAAAAAAGUAUUAAAUAAAUACAUACAAAACAGGCAAGAUCCGCUGCUUGUCUCUAUGCAUUCAGAUCAGAAGUGCACGAGUGAAUAAGAAGAAAGUACACGAAUAAGUGUCUUGUUUUCGGAUGCUUAGCCAUGUCGUAUCCUCAGGGCUACUUGUACCAACCCGCCUCUUCUUUGGCUCUGUAUUCGUGCCCGGCUUACAGUACGAGUGUGAUUUCUGGACCCAGGACUGAAGAACUUGGAAGAUCUUCUUCGGGAUCUGCCUUUGCUCCGUAUGCCGGAUCCGCCGCGUUUACAAACCCAUCCCCAGGUUACAACUCUCAUCUCCAGUACACCGCGGACCAGGCGGCAGCUGCUACCUUUACUUCGUACGUGGGUUCUCCCUACGAUCACACGACAGGGAUGGCUGGCUCUAUGGGAUACCAUCCUUACGCACCUUUGGGCUCUUACCCCUACGGAGACCCCGCUUACCGGAAAAAUGCCACCAGAGAUGCCACUGCCACGCUUAAGGCCUGGCUCGGCGAGCACAGGAAAAACCCUUACCCCACCAAAGGGGAGAAGAUCAUGCUGGCCAUCAUCACCAAAAUGACUCUGACCCAAGUGUCCACCUGGUUCGCCAACGCCAGGAGGAGACUGAAAAAGGAAAACAAAAUGACCUGGACCCCAAGGAACAGGAGUGAAGACGAGGAAGAGGAGGAAACUAUUGACCUGGAGAAAAACGACGACGGUGAACCUCAUAACCCUAUAGAGAAGGGCGACUCGUCCACAGACACUGAGGCGGGCGGAGACCCGAAGAUGGACUCGGAGGACAUCGCUUGCGACAGGUUUAUGGAAGAAUCCAGUGGUAAAGAAACUGGCCCCGUUCUGUCUGAUUCGGAACUAAAAGACCAAGCAGAGAGAAUAGACAUUCUCCCCGACUCCCCCAAAGCAACAACCUCGUCCCCCCCAACUGUGCCUCGACAUGGUCCUGAGAUCAUUGUGCAAGAAAACCGAACAGAAACGCUGCCUUCCUCAAUCGCGGCGUCAAAUACAGUAAACACUGUCAACGGCAACGCCUCGUCUGUGAUUCAUUCACCGCCGACUGCUCCCAAACCCAAACUUUGGUCUCUUGCUGAGAUCGCCACAUCUUCGGACAAGUCUAAGGAAAGUAACGAGUCGCCACAGCCUUCAGGGCCGGGUCAAUGCAGUGUAAUCGCGGGAAGAGCCUCGUCUCCUUCCCGGUCCCCCUCGCACCAGUGCCCUUACCCGAACAGUGCUGUCCUUUCCCGGCCAAUUUAUUACACUUCUCCAUUUUAUACAGGGUACACGAACUACAGCACUUUCGGACACCUCCACAGCCACCAUGGAGCGAACUCGGCAUCUACGACACAUUUCAAUGGAUUAAACCAGGCUGUGCUGAGUAGAGCCGAGGCUCUGGUAAAAGAAACAAAAUUCAGAAGCCAAACACAGGUAGAUCUUUGUAAAGACUCACCUUAUGAACCGAAGAAAGGUAUGUCAAACAUUUAAUACUGGCUUCCGCUCCCAUCACUUGGACAAUUUUUAAUUUAUUAUUUUGUGUUGGCAAAAAAAAAAAAAAAAUAUUUUCAGCGAGGGAGAAAUUCACAGAUUAUAGUUUGCAUAUCCGAUUAAUCCGAACGGUGUCUUCAACUAAAGAACUGUCUUAACCGCAGCCGAAAAAGAGAAUUUGUAUUAAAACUAAUAUGUAUAUUUAAUGUAGCAUUUUUGUAUUUAAAAUGGACAAUAUAAUUCUUUGAAGUAAAUUAUGGAAAAAAUA
Molecule: messenger RNA, 2066 nt
Organism: Polyodon spathula (Mississippi paddlefish)
Lineage: Eukaryota; Metazoa; Chordata; Actinopteri; Acipenseriformes; Polyodontidae
Gene: irx5a
Product: iroquois homeobox 5a
Exons: 3
Coding region: 425-1798 (457 amino acids)
Biological process (GO): regulation of transcription by RNA polymerase II; neuron differentiation; cell development
Cellular component (GO): nucleus
Molecular function (GO): RNA polymerase II cis-regulatory region sequence-specific DNA binding; DNA-binding transcription factor activity, RNA polymerase II-specific
Source: RefSeq, a predicted model, not a curated record